AUGUCUCCCAUAACCCCAGCAUUGAACAAAAACUGUGAGACCAAAGUGUCUCCCAUAACCCCAGCAUUGAACAGAACAUCAUUGAAUAGAAUCUGUGAGACCAAAGUGUCUCCCAUAACCCCAGCAUUGAACAGAACCUCAUUGAACAGAACCUGUAAGACCAAAAUGUCUCCCAUAACCCCAGCAUUGAACAGAACCCGUAAGACCAAAAUGUCUCCCAUAAACCCAGCAUUGAACAGAACCUCAUUGAACAGAACCUGUAAGACCAAAAUGUCUCCCAUAACCCCAGCAUUGAACAGAACCCGUAAGACCAAAAUGUCUCCCAUAAACCCAGCAUUGAACAGAACCUGUGAGACCAAAGUGUCUCCCAUAAACCCAACAUUGAACAGAACAUGUGAGACCAAAGUGUCUCCCAUAACCCCAGCAUUGAACAGAACAUCAUUGAACAGAACCUGUGAGAUCAAAAUGUCUCCCAUUAUCCCAGCAUUGAACCUGUGA
Physella acuta is the source of this 498-nucleotide messenger RNA. RefSeq names its product mucin-2-like. The record is from RefSeq and is a predicted model, not a curated record. Lineage: Eukaryota; Metazoa; Mollusca; Gastropoda; Physidae.